AUGGCCAAAGGAAAGCUGAAGGAAGGAGUCAAGAAUGAAAAAAAUUACCAAGUUAAUUUGAAGGUGGUAGGGCAUGAUGGUUCAGUAGUGCAAUUUAAGGUUAAGAGACACACACCACUUAGUAAACUAAUGAAAGCCUAUUGUGAAAGGCAGUUGGAAAUGGAUGAUGAAGAUACAAUUGAUACAUUCCAGCAACAGGCAGCAUUUCUUAAAAAGAGAACCUGCAACUCUACUCCAGAACUGUGCUACCAAUAA
Dromiciops gliroides (monito del monte) is the source of this 255-nucleotide messenger RNA. RefSeq names its product small ubiquitin-related modifier 3-like. Gene Ontology annotation, cellular component: nucleus. Lineage: Eukaryota; Metazoa; Chordata; Mammalia; Microbiotheria; Microbiotheriidae. The coding region runs from base 1 to 255 and encodes 84 amino acids. The transcript is spliced from 2 exons. The record is from RefSeq and is a predicted model, not a curated record. Gene Ontology annotation, molecular function: protein tag activity; ubiquitin-like protein ligase binding. Gene Ontology annotation, biological process: protein sumoylation.